This is a messenger RNA of Hemisphaericaspora subhashii, 534 nucleotides long. RefSeq lists its product as uncharacterized. NCBI's taxonomy places the organism in Eukaryota, Fungi, Ascomycota, Pichiomycetes, Serinales, Debaryomycetaceae. Bases 1 to 534 code for a protein of 177 amino acids. The transcript has a single exon. The record is from RefSeq and is a predicted model, not a curated record.
AUGUCAGGAGAUUGGGCAGCAAAAUUAGCAGUAGCACCAUCUACUAAUACUACCACAAGCACUGCUACUACCACAAGUACAAGUACAAAUACUACAACCCAGAAUAUUAAUCCAUCAUCAAAAAGUAAUAGUCCAUCAAUUGUCACUAAGAAGAAAUCAUCAUCACCCACUACUACUACAUCAUCACCGCCAAUAAAAAAGACAUCAACACCCGAAACUACUGAAUCACAACAACCACCAUUUAAUUCUCAAGAAGUAUUACAAUAUUUUAAUUCAAAUUUUUCAAAAUAUUUACAACAAGCAAAAGAAGAUAAACAAGGGGAACAUAUAAAGAUAUAUAGAUCAUUAGAAUCAUCAUCUCAAUGGACUACUAAGAUAUCUUCUUAUAGCUCUUCUACUGGUCAAGGUGGUAGUAGUGGCAAUGAAAGAACUAAACAUAGUGCUAAAGAUGUAAUUAGAAAUAAAAGUAAUACAACUAAUAAUACAUUAGAUUUAUUAUUUGAAAUUAAUCGAUCAAUUUAUCAACAAAAGUAA